Acanthochromis polyacanthus (spiny chromis) is the source of this 3684-nucleotide messenger RNA. RefSeq names its product interferon induced with helicase C domain 1 (gene ifih1). NCBI's taxonomy places the organism in Eukaryota, Metazoa, Chordata, Actinopteri, Pomacentridae. Gene Ontology annotation, cellular component: cytoplasm. The coding region runs from base 145 to 3069 and encodes 974 amino acids. Gene Ontology annotation, molecular function: single-stranded RNA binding; zinc ion binding; double-stranded RNA binding. The record is from RefSeq and is a predicted model, not a curated record. Gene Ontology annotation, biological process: positive regulation of interferon-beta production; innate immune response; response to virus. The transcript has 16 exons.
ACCACUUUAAAUCUGGGAGUUUUUGGAGAAAUGAAAGUGAAAGUGUUUCGUUUUCCUCCAUAUAAAGCACAGUGAAUCAUCAUCUGGGUAAUUCUGGAGAAGCUAGUCUGGUGCUCGGUCCUGUUAUUGUUGAAGUGAGUCGUGAUGGCCUCCUCUGAGUCCGAUAAAGUUCAGGAGCGUCUCAUUGAAGACUUCACCCCGAGGCUGAGAGAGUACAUCCAAGUGGAACCGGUCCUCCGCUACAUAGACUUUAUCGACAACGAAGAGAAGGAGCUGAUCAGGCAAAAAGCGAGAACCGAGGGUAACCUCCGGGCUGCAGACCUACUUAUUCGUUCGGUGGUGAAGGAGCCUCAUCCUCUCGGCUGGUUCACAGCUUUCGUGGAUGCUCUGAAGCAGGCGGGCAUGCAGCAUGCAGCAGACUACAUGCAGCUGAACCUGCCCAGUCCUGAGGUGGAGGCCGAGAAUGACAGCAGGGUCAGGCUCGUCCGGCUACUGUCCCCCAGCCUGUUGGAUAUGAAGACUGAUCAAGUGUGUGCGCACUGCGUCUCUGAAGGCCUGCUCACUGCUGACGACGAUGAGAAUAUUAGAGCUGAAAUAGACACCAAUGGACUCAGAAGUGGAGCCAGUGAACUCCUAAGAAGAAUCGUGAGAGGCCAACCCUCUUGGUAUUCUACGUUUCUCAAAAUUCUACGUGAUACUGAACACAAGUAUAUGCUGUAUGAGCUGACUGGAGGCUCACCUGGCUGCGAGGAACAAGAUGAAAAACAGUGUUCAAUGAAAGAUGAACCUAUGGCUGAUGAAGGUGAAAGCCACAACAGUCCAGAGUUUAUGGACAUCUGUGUCAACGACGAGCUUCAGGAUGCAGAUCUGUACGCCAGCGGUGAGCUGCCAAACAGCCCGGAGCCCUCACAGCCAGAUGGAAGUGACUUAGUAGCAGAAGCCAAAAGCCCAGAAAAAGCUGAUAUUGUUCUUCGAGACUAUCAGAUGGACGUUGCGAGACCUGCCUUGGAGGGGAAAAACAUCAUCAUAUGCCUCCCGACAGGAAGCGGUAAAACCAGAGUCGCAGUUUAUAUUACCAAAAAACAUCUGGACGGCAGGAAGGCAGAGGGGAGACCGAGGAAAGUGGUCGUCCUAGUGAACAAGAUUCCCCUUGUCGAGCAGCAUUACUCAUCAGAGUUCUUGCCCUUUCUGAAACACACAUAUAAAGUGGAGAGAGUCAGCGGAGACUCCCAGCUCAAAAUCUCUUUCAAAGAGAUCGUGGAAAAAAAUGACAUCAUCAUUUGCACAGCCCAGAUUCUGGAAAACUACUUGGAGAGAUCUAAUACCGGAGAGGAUGAAGGAAUCAAGUUAAGAGAUCUCACGCUGAUCGUGAUAGAUGAGUGUCACCACACUCAGAAAGGGGAAGUGUACAACCACAUAAUGAUGCGAUACCUGAAGCAGAAGCACAAGAACAUAAGGCUGAAAAAGGAGCAGAAGAAAACUGUGCCCCUCCCUCAGAUCCUGGGCCUGACUGCCUCACCAGGGGUUGGGAAAGCCACAAAAAUGAAGCAAGCUGAGGAGCAUAUACUUCGCAUUUGUGCAAACUUGGAUGCCUCCAAAAUCAUGACAACGAGCCUUAGAGAGUUCAAAAAGGAACCAAGGAAAACAAUAGUAAAUGUGGAAGACAGAAAAGAGGAUCCCUUUGGUGAUGUUAUAAAGAAAAUCAUGCUUGCGAUUCAUGCCCAUGCCGGGCUGAGCCCGACCUGUGACCUUGGCUCUCAGAAUUAUGAACAGUGGGUUGGUCAAAACGAACGAAAAGCUGCAAAAGAUGAAGAUCAGAAAGUGCGUGUUUGCACAGUGCAUCUUCUACUUUACAACGAGGGCCUGAAUCUCAGCAACACCAUCCGCAUGAGUGAUGCCCUGAGUUUCCUGAAGAAAGAACAAGAGGAGGAAAUCAAGAAAAAAGCAACCCCAGAUGGGGACCACAAAAUACAAAUCACAGAUACUGAGAGAUUCCUCUUCAAUUUGUUUAAAGAGAACAAGGCAGAGCUGGAGACGCUUGCAAAGAAUCCUGAAUAUGAAAAUGACAGCCUGUCAAAACUCCGCACUACCAUUCUGCAUGAGUUCAGCAGCAGGGAGGAGGCCAGAGGGAUCAUUUUCACCAGAACACGCCGCAGUGCCAUCGCUUUGAGUCAGUGGAUUCAGGAGAACCCCAAGUUUGAAGACAUCGGCGUGAAACCUGCAUUUGUCAUUGGAGGAGGAGACCAGAGCAACGUUAAACCGAUGACCGCUGCAGAGCAAAAGGACGUGUUGAAAAAGUUCCACAGCGGUGAUGUCAACGUGCUGAUUGCUACCACAGUGGCAGAGGAAGGUUUGGACAUACCAGCCUGCAACUUUGUUAUCAGAUACGGCCUCUCAACCAAUGAGAUCGCCAUGAUUCAGGCUCAAGGCCGAGGAAGAGCUGAGGACAGCAGCUACACUGUGGUCGAUGUGAAGAACUCCGGGGUGGCUGAAAAGGAGUGUGUCAAUGAGUACCGUGAGAACAUGAUGAACAAAGCCAUUGCCAAAAUCAAAAAUUUAAAUCAAGCAGAGUAUGACAAGCGGAUCACUGAGCUUCAGUUGCAGGCUAUAUUGGAGAAGAAAGUGAGAGUAGAAAAGCAGAAACAGAAGGUCAUUAAGAAUGCGAACCCGUCUGAUGUGACGUUCAGCUGUCGACACUGCAGCAAACACGUCUGCACCGGCGAAGACAUCCAGAUCAUCGAAAGCAUGCACAGAGUCAAUGUCACAUCACAGUUCUGUGAACUUUUUAUUCAGAGAGAAAACCCUACCCUUCAAGAACGCCUUCUGGAUUAUGAGACCAACUCUUCCAUCGCAUGCAAACAGUGUGGACAGACCUGGGGAUCGAUGAUGGUGUACCGUGGGAUCGAUUGCCCCUGCCUUGACGUGAAAAACUUUGUGGUGAGGAUCGGUGAAGAGAAGAUAAGCAAAUGCAACAAGUGGAGUGAACUCCCCGUCAGGUUUUCUACCUUCGACUACACCGAGCACGCGAGACAGAUGGCAGAGAGCUCAGACGAGGAAGAAAUGGAUUAAACUUCCACUCUGCAGAGUCGAAAAUGAUGCAGAAAACACUGUCGUAUUUACUUACCUACACUGGGAAAUGCAAUUCUUCCUUUCAAUGCUACACUGUUAGGAUAACUGGAGACAUCAGUGGUGAUGGAUUUAAGUAUGUGUUGCUACUGUCAAUGGUGUCAUUAAGUAUUAUAACUGUGAAUGGGCUAUGAUAAUAUAUAGUUAUGUUACGGUUAAAUAUGCAAGUUUGUCAAAGUAUAUAUGAAUUUGCUCUGAGCUUGUGUAUGGCAUAUUACAAUAUGUUGGAUUUAUGGUUUAGAUAUAAUGAACUGUCAGAACUGCUAAUAAGAAAAUAUAUAUUUCCAUCUGAAAUCCCUGUUGUGUCUUGAGAUGGGAGCCACUGAGCCUGUGAUCGCCCACAGAGCCCACCUGUCAACACACAUGCACACAAACAGGUGCUGUUGAUUUUCCAUAAAAUUCAGCUGUUAGUGAGUCAUGAGCCAGUCAGCAAGUGCUAUUUUCAGACGCAUUUUUCUAAGCUUUGUUUCUUCACACUGUUACACACAGAUUACCUGCGAUUUUCUGAGACACACCCAAGUAUGCCAUGGAAGAAUGAAUAAAGUUUCUGGCUCUUAA